This is a messenger RNA of Strongylus vulgaris, 273 nucleotides long. NCBI's taxonomy places the organism in Eukaryota, Metazoa, Nematoda, Chromadorea, Rhabditida, Strongylidae. The record is from the annotation of a GenBank genome assembly.
AUGGUACUCAUGCUUGUCUUUUCUGUUUCUGCAAGCAAAGCAAAAAGUUCUUUGGUUUCCCAUCAAAUCAAGAUCUUAAGUGGGCUACCUGUUGUGAUUUCUGUUGUAGAAAUUAGUAAAGACGAAGAUGUCCUAUCUAAUAUCUUCUCCGAUGUUGGUGCAGUACUUGACAAAGCCUCGGCAGAUUUUUCUGUCCUCGAUUCUGUCAAUGUUGGCACAGUACUUGACAAAGCCUCUGUAGAUUUUUCUGUCCUCGAUACUGUCAAAGUAUGA